AUAAUGAGGUAAAGUUGAAGGAGCCACUAACUUCUACCAGCCCCAGCCUCAUUCUGCAGCCUCCCAAAACAGGACCACACUUGAGAUCCACAAAGGACAGUGAGUUUAUUACCUCACACCUGUCCUUCUAGACUGUGUCAGAGAAACUAAAACGUAGACAUAACCGUGUGUCCAUAUUUAUACCAGGAGUCUGCUCAAGGGUAAUGAGGAAAUGAACGUGCUGGGGGGCUGAUAACCCAAGAAGUAGAAUGUCAACAGGAGCUCAGGUGUGAUGGAUCCUGAUUCUCCAUCUACCAUAUGGCAUAAGGUGACAAGAAACCAACAUAUGUUCCUCUACCGUAUCGGGGAAGAUCUAGUUCUGCAAACAUCCUCUUAGCAGGCCCUCAGGAUGGAGCAGCAGAAAACGAAGUCACCUUGUUAGACAUAAACCCCCUUGAGCCACAGACAUGAAUGUCUUCACUGAUUUCUUCAGGGGACACACACUCACGACCCUAAUGUGUGGCUGGAAUUCUUCAUGCAGCCAGCUUACAGUUGAGAUGUAUGGAAAGGGAACCCUCUUGGUGGUUGAGUAGAUGAGCAUUGGCCGGUUAGUGAAAAAGGACCAAGACAUCUGAGCAAGAGGUGCUCUUACCUGGCCUCAGUGCAGGAUGAAGUGGGUCAGGGGUCAUGGUGUUCCAUAGUGGCACAGAACUUUGUAUUCCUUUGUGAGCACAGCACUUGGGUGGCACAGACUGUGCAGGGCAUUGUGUGUCUUUCUUCAUCUGCAGGUAGCACUGACUUGAUAUACAUCAGAUCCCAACAACAACAACCUUCGGCUCCAUGAUGGAUGUGUGUUUGGCCAUGGGAGAUGGACAGGAGGGACCUGGUUAGUGCCAAGUGGGCACACGUCCCUCUCCAUGGGGGAUAUAAAGGGAACCCUGUGAGGAACCAGAGCACACACUUCCAGGGUGAGCUGCCUUGUGUGAGAGCCCAGUGACUGGAGAUGAAGAGCCGGCUCCUCACCGUCCUGCUGCUGGGGCUGAUGGCUGUCCUGAAGGCUCAGGAAGCCCCACCUGAUGACCAGGAGGAUUUCUCUGGGAAGUGGUACACAAAGGCCACGGUUUGUGACAGGAACCACACAGAUGGGAAGAGACCUAUGAAAGUGUUCCCUAUGACUGUGACAGCCCUGGAAGGAGGGGACUUAGAGGUCCGGAUAACAUUCCGGGGGAAGGGUCAUUGUCAUUUGAGACGAAUUACGAUGCACAAAACUGAUGAGCCUGGCAAGUACACUACCUUCAAAGGCAAGAAGACCUUCUAUAUUAAGGAGAUUCCUGUAAAGGACCACUACAUCUUCUACAUUAAAGGCCAGCGCCAUGGGAAAUCAUAUCUGAAGGGGAAACUCGUGGGGAGAGACUCUAAGGACAACCCAGAGGCCAUGGAGGAAUUCAAGAAAUUUGUAAAGAGCAAGGGAUUCAGAGAAGAAAACAUUACUGUCCCUGAGCUGUUGGAUGAGUGUGUACCUGGGAGUGACUAGGGUAAGUGGCCCUCUGGAAGGACCAUGGCAAAGCCUAACUCCUUGGUUCUGUAGUUGGAGGGUCCCUGAGCUUCAAUCCCCUCUCAUCCCCUUGUGCAGAAUAGGUCUACUCAAGGAGUGAUCCCUCAUGCAAUCCCUGACCUCUGCUCUCCGUGUGGCUGUAUCCCCAAAUCGCCCAAACCCAGGGACAUGCAGACACUUUACAGGUCACGGGUAUAAGAAACAGAGUCUCUCUCAUGCCUGUGACUGUCCACCAAUAACUGCAAAGGCUUCAGGGUAGAAGCACAGUGGCCAGUGUCUCCCACUCCCCUCUGUUCUCCUUAGCACAGCUGCCCGUCAGGGAUAGAGUUGCUGAUCCUGCCCUAAUGCUGACUCAGUUCUGAUACAUCCUGGGAGCUCCCGAACUCCAGACGACUUUCCUCACCUUCAUGGAUGGACUUCCCUUCCACCUCAGCUUCACCCACCCCAGCACAGCUUCUCCUAAUAAAGCACUUCAGCAUC
This is a messenger RNA of Rattus norvegicus (Norway rat), 2014 nucleotides long. The record is from RefSeq and is a predicted model, not a curated record. NCBI's taxonomy places the organism in Eukaryota, Metazoa, Chordata, Mammalia, Rodentia, Muridae.